AACUAAGUCUUCUAAGAUACAGAUGAUAACAAGUCCAUGCAAAGACGCUCAACAUUAUUAGUAAUUAGGACAAUGUAAAUCAAACUCACAAUAAUAGCUCUUUCCGUGCCGAUAGUGCCCUCGCGAACAUGGUGGACGUUCCUAAAACCCGCCGGACUUUCUGUAAGAAGUGUGGCAAGCACCAACCCCACAAAGUGACACAGUACAAGAAGGGCAAGGAUUCUCUGUGUGCCCAGCGAAAGCGGCGGUAUGACCGGAAGCAGAGUGGCUAUGGUGGGCCGACUAAGCCGAUUUUCCGGAAAAAGGCUAAAACUACAAAGAACAUUGUGCUGAGGCUUGAAUGCGUUGAGCGGAACUGCAGAUCUAAGAGGAUGCUGGCUAUUAAGAGAUGCAGGCAUUUUGAGCUGGGAGGAGAUAAGAAGAGAAAGGGCCAAGUGAUCCAGUUCUGAGCUUCAUGUUUUGUUUUGUUAUGAAGACAAUAAAAAUUUGAGAUUGUUUACUUCG
Molecule: messenger RNA, 504 nt
Organism: Orcinus orca (killer whale)
Lineage: Eukaryota; Metazoa; Chordata; Mammalia; Artiodactyla; Delphinidae
Product: 60S ribosomal protein L36a-like
Exons: 1
Coding region: 129-449 (106 amino acids)
Biological process (GO): translation
Cellular component (GO): ribosome; cytosolic large ribosomal subunit
Molecular function (GO): structural constituent of ribosome
Source: RefSeq, a predicted model, not a curated record